GAGUUUUUCGAUUUUUCCAACCUCGAUCUUAUCUGCCCCAUCAACCCGGAGGAAAUCAGCAACCGAUGGCUGAACGCGUACAUUCCGAUCCCCGGCCAGAGCGUCAAAAACUACCCGCCCACCGUGGCCGCGUUUAUCUACCGGCUCUUAAAGUCCUACACUGGCAUGGCCGUUCAUGGCCGCGGAUUCCCGCCGUUUGUGCACACCUCACAAUUAACCGCUGUGAGCCCUAAUCCGCAGCUCUCUAGUUGCCUAAGUAUCGUCCGGAUAUGCGACAAGCCGCUGCCGGGUAGCGAGAAUGCCACUGCUGAGAUUGUGCAGAGGGAGAUGAACAAUCUCUAUGAACAGCGCGAUACGUAUGACCAUCUAGCGCUGCUCAGCGCCUUCCAGGCCUUUCUCAUGUACACCAUGGUCUUAUUCUUCAGGCUGAGUCAAGGCCUCAACCCUUUUCUGCGUCAGGCCAUGAUGAAUCUCCAAGAGUUUGCGUGCGUGACAGCUCGCCAGGGGCUCAUGUGCCUGUCAGAGCAGCAGCACACGCGCCCCAAGUGGGAAAGCUGGAUCAUUGCCGAGGCUUCACGGCGGACGCUUUUCACCAUGUACCUCUUCGACAGCGUUCUCUCGUCAGAAGAUGGGCUGCCGACGUUUCUUGGAAUAGAAUUAGAAGGGUUGCCUGCAGUGGCAAACAAAACACUGUGGUUUGCCCAGACACGGCGUGACUGGGAGACGGCAUACAAUAUACAUCUUGCGGCAUGGGAUGAGGGAAGCCUCCGGAUCAAUGAGCUCUGGCCUAUCCCUGAAGGUUUGGAUGAAUCAAUCGUUGCAAAGAGACGCCGGAGAGUAGACAGUUGGCUGGAGGAUCUGGACGAAUUUGGCACCAUGCUCUACGCGGUCACAAGCUGCACACACGGA
Messenger RNA from Trichoderma virens Gv29-8, 909 nucleotides. RefSeq lists its product as uncharacterized. The record is from RefSeq and is a predicted model, not a curated record. NCBI's taxonomy places the organism in Eukaryota, Fungi, Ascomycota, Sordariomycetes, Hypocreales, Hypocreaceae. The annotation marks the transcript as partial. The transcript has a single exon.